UUUUCUUUUGUUUCUAAAAAGCAAAGAGAAGGUAUCAGAUAUGAGUUUAGCGAAUAAAGGAGGUGGGCCUUGUGGCGCCUGCAAAUUCCUCCGGCGGAAGUGCGUGAAAGGGUGCAUAUUUGCACCAUAUUUUGAUCCGGACCAAGGCACGGUUCACUUUGCUGCAGUGCACAAGGUUUUUGGUGCAAGCAAUGCUUCCAAGUUGCUGCAGGGAGUACCGGCUCACAAGCGUGUUGAUGCUGGGUUUUCACUUUGUUACGAGGCUUUGGCUAGGGUUAAAGACCCUGUCUAUGGUUGUGCCGGCCAAAUCUUUACCCUCCAACAACAGGUAGUAAAUUUACAAGCAGAGGUAGCCUACACGCAGGCCCGUGUUUCUACUUUGCAGCGUCUCACUCAAAUGCCGCCACCUAAAGUCGAAUGCCAAUCGCCCACCAACGUUCAUUAUUCAUCGGAAAUAGGUCCCGACAUGGUACGUUCUUCUAACAUGUCCAUCAUCUUUGAUCCCGCACAACUGCAUCAGCCUUCAAUCGAACUUGCAAGCUCUCUAAAUCCCUUUGAGCAGGGAAUAGACGACGAGGAGCUUCAGUCUUUAGUCCGGGAUUGUGUCUCAAGAUAUCUACCCGGUAUACGAUUCCAGCCUUCAACUUCCAACUAA
Molecule: messenger RNA, 655 nt
Organism: Hibiscus syriacus
Lineage: Eukaryota; Viridiplantae; Streptophyta; Magnoliopsida; Malvales; Malvaceae
Product: LOB domain-containing protein 19-like
Exons: 2
Coding region: 41-655 (204 amino acids)
Biological process (GO): positive regulation of DNA-templated transcription; hormone-mediated signaling pathway
Cellular component (GO): nucleus
Source: RefSeq, a predicted model, not a curated record